Molecule: messenger RNA, 864 nt
Organism: Penicillium antarcticum
Lineage: Eukaryota; Fungi; Ascomycota; Eurotiomycetes; Eurotiales; Aspergillaceae
Product: class I SAM-dependent methyltransferase
Exons: 1
Coding region: 1-864 (287 amino acids)
Source: RefSeq, a predicted model, not a curated record
AUGUCAACUCAGUCUCAGAACAUCUAUGACAACCCAAAGUUCUUCUCUGCAUAUGGUGAUCUUCCAAGGUCCAAAUAUGGGAUUUCAGCGGCACCAGAAUGGCCCGUCAUGCGAGAUAUGAUCCUUACCGCCGCACCAUCCACCGCAAACAACACGAACCACAACCUCCACGGCCAGAAUAUUCUUGAUCUAGGAUGCGGCUAUGGCUGGUUCACCCGAUGGGCCCGCGAGAAUAGUGCUGGCUCUAUCAGAGCAGUUGAUAUCUCUGAGAAAAUGAUUGACCGCGCAAAAGAGUUCGAAGUGGAAGCUUCCCUUAGCAAAAAAGGCCGUGGUGAUUCGGUCUCCGACCCGAAAGUCAUUUUCGAAACCAGAGAUUUAGAGCGCAUCACUUUCAGCAGCGAAGAGCGAGAUAAAUAUGACCUCGUCCACAGCUCGCUCACUUUCCACUACAUUCAAGAUCUGGGACGACUCUUGUGCGAAAUCCAUGAUUCUUUGAAAAAGGUGACCGCAACAGGCCAAAGAGGAAGACUGGUCUUUUCUGUUGAGCAUCCAAUGUGUACUGCACCUAUCCAUCCGGAACCAGACUGGAAAGUGGUACAUGACGGAUUGGAAGAAUAUAAAGUCUGGCCGUUAAACUCAUAUAGUGAUGAGGGACUGCGAUUGACAAAUUGGCUCGGUACGGAGGGAGUCCGCAAAUAUCAUCGGACUACUGAGACUUAUGUGACAGUUCUAUUGGAGAGUGGGUUUGUUUUGACAGGGCUCAAGGACUGGUCACCAUCGAAGGAAGAUGUGGCUGGUGAGCCGGCGUGGGAUAUCGAGAGACAUCGUCCUUACUUCUUGCUUAUUUCUGCUGAGGUUAAAUAA